AUGGUAUUGCUGUGUAUGUUUAUGUUUGCUGGAGGUUUCAGAUAUACAUUGAUGAUGAGUAAGCAACGAAUGGCAGAAGUCUACUCUGCCGAUCAGAAUCGUUUCUUGUUGCCUUUGGAGUAUCUUAACAAUGAAAUAAUUCGAGAGCUAUUCGACAUGGCAGAAGACGUGUUUGGAUUGCCUAGCAACGGACGUCUGCGUUACCAUAAUGGUGCAAGAGAGGUAGAACAAUCCUUGUUGAUUUCCAUAGCUAGCAGUUGUUCAUUAUCAUUACAUCAAUCAACAAUCAACCAGUUACCAAUUUGUAGCUUUUAA
Mercurialis annua (annual mercury) is the source of this 315-nucleotide messenger RNA. RefSeq names its product auxin-responsive protein SAUR66-like. Gene Ontology annotation, biological process: response to auxin. The record is from RefSeq and is a predicted model, not a curated record. The coding region runs from base 1 to 315 and encodes 104 amino acids. The transcript is spliced from 2 exons. Lineage: Eukaryota; Viridiplantae; Streptophyta; Magnoliopsida; Malpighiales; Euphorbiaceae.